AUUCGAAGAAGCGGCGUCGACACCGAUUGAUAAAUGUGCAUCUGCCACCCGUAACCAUCAAAUGAUCCGCCUUACCCACUGAUCUCUUCUUUCACACAUUCGCUCACACACCACAAUACAAAUUCCUCACUCAUUCACUCUCCAUUCCUCAUUGACGCAAAAAAACAGCCAAAAACGCCUUCAGAGAAGCCAUGGAUUACUGAGUUAGAAUCUGAAAUUUCCAGUUUUAAAAAAAAAGAAAAAAAAAAGAAGAAGAAGUAAAGUUAGGUCGAUUUUCCUUUUCAAAAGGCUGUGGAGAAGUUGCAUCUGUUUCUGCUUGAUUCUAGAGAAUUUUUUUAUUAUUUCUGGGUUUUUGGCAAGCCGAUUUGGUCUUCAAUCCUGCUGAUAGCUGUUGGAAUCGUUGCUGAGCUCUAGUCGAGGCUAUUUCUGACCUUUAUUUGGUCUGUUCCCUAGUGUUUUCUCGGCUUUGAACUGGAAAAUCUUCAGCCAAAUUAACACUUGGCCCGCGGCUGCCAACAACUGCCCGCCGUUUCUGUCUCCGGCCAACUCCAGUUUCUUUAGGUAAAUUGGAGAUAUGGAAAAUAUAGUUAAAAAGUAUCAGCAGAGAUUCAGGAAGGUGAAGGAAGAGAUGGACACGUGGAAUGAUCUUCAAUCUCGACUGCUUUCUCAGUUCACCAAUGCUUCUUCCAUCAUUCAGCGGUUACAGAUUCUUCAAGAUUCUAAGAAUUAUGGUGCCCUGAGAUGUGUUGAAGGCAUUGAAGAAGCUGUUUUGCUUAAGCAAAUGGAUUCUCUUCAAACUAUCUUGCUUUCUAUGAAUCAAACUAUGGAAAAAUUUCGCUCUGUCGUGUUAUCGCUUGAGAAGAUGGUUCGUGAUGGUAGACAGCUCAUAAAAGGGGGAUCCACCCAAGUAACUGUGAAACAGCUGCAGCAACGCGUUGGAGUAAAACCAAGCAUUGCUGAUUGCUUGGACGGGCUAAAACUUCUCUGUGAGAUGCACCAAUCAGAGUACCAUCUUAAAUUAUCGGUCAUAUCAGCAGUUGCUUUAAAACCCAGUGCACCUGAUGAUUUAGGCGCGCUUCAGCAACUGUUGGUUGAUCAACCUAACAUCCCCAAAGAGGAAGUACAAUUCAUUUUUGAUAUCAUAUUCGCUGAAGAGAUGGCUUGAUGUCCUUCUCGCAUGGAUUUUUGGACCCAUGAAGUGAUUUCUGAACUGGUGAAAUCUGUUUUAAGUUCAGACUGAAGAAAUUGAGGCUUUUCCCUGACCAAAGAGAACACAGUCGUCGAUAUUGGAAGGGGUUGGAACCUGGAAAUGGAAGAGAUUCUUAAUAUAGAUAUCACUGUAAACUUUAGCUGCUUUGUAUAUUUAUUUCAUUUAUUUACAUUUUCUAUAAACAACUUUUUGUUCUAUUGGUCCUUAGUUGGUAACAUAGUUGUGAUCAAAUAUGAAACAUCUUAACUAGUGAUCUUUUUGGCAAGGGUAUCCAAAUUCUGAUUGUUGAGAUUAAAGAAAUAACAUAGAUCCCUGUCCUUUUGAAAA
Nicotiana tabacum (common tobacco) is the source of this 1537-nucleotide messenger RNA. RefSeq lists its product as uncharacterized. The record is from RefSeq and is a predicted model, not a curated record. Lineage: Eukaryota; Viridiplantae; Streptophyta; Magnoliopsida; Solanales; Solanaceae.